Messenger RNA from Rhagoletis zephyria (snowberry fruit fly), 1487 nucleotides. RefSeq names its product wurmchen 1 transmembrane protein (gene wrm1). The record is from RefSeq and is a predicted model, not a curated record. NCBI's taxonomy places the organism in Eukaryota, Metazoa, Arthropoda, Insecta, Diptera, Tephritidae.
CCUGUACAGAGUUGCACGAAACAACCGUGUGGAUCAAUUCCGUGUUUAUAUAUAUUGUUAUCGAUAAAUUGGCAAUUACGAAACAAUCGGCAUAAAAAAACUAGUACCUUCCGAUAACUUAAUAUAGUGCUUCUGUUUACCUAAAAUCUUUGAACGAGUACAAUUUCAAAGGGCGUUGAUAAAUUUUAAGUUAAUUAUUCCUCGGGCAUCGAAUUUUCCUUCAAAUUCUGAACUCAACUGCAAAGAUAUUUACAGAUCAUUUGAGCAGUACUAAAAUUAAGUCUGUGCCUACUGCAGCGCACUGAUCAUGUCAACUAUUGAAGAACGUACGGCUUACGAGAAGAAUCCCUAUUUCACGGGACACAUAUAUGGCAAUUUUUCCCCCUUUUAUGUGACCAUUGCUAUAUGUACUGUUGUUCUCGGUUCCAUCAUCUUCGUGAAUAUUAUUUUUGGGUGUUGCUCAAAGCACCGUAAAUACUGGAAAGAUAGACAUACAGGUAAUCGCUGGUUGGUUUCCAUUUGGUCAGCUACGCCACACUUGCAGCCCCCUUUGGAUUUUACUGAGCUAAAGGACGCCUCAUAUUUCGAACGAUUCUACCCAAAACCACAAAUAUUUCGUGAAGACAUCGAAGCGCAGGAAGUGCCCGUUCAUCAGUCUUCUUCGCAUAUUGAACCACAUUCGCAUCAGUUGCAACAGCAGCGCCCACCACGUCCUGAAGGCCGCACUUUGCAGCAACAACAACAACGAGAGGAAUACGUAGAGCUACAAAAGCGCGAAAGCGACAUUUAAAACCAAUUAACAAUAGACAUUUAAAGCACUUUUGCAAAAGAAAAAAAAAGAAUGGCAUUUAUCUUGCUUUAUCCAGCCGUAGCUGCUCUUGCUCUCUUCAUUAUCGGUGUUAUUAUUGUAAUUUUACGAUUUGGACCACGUCUUUGUGGUUUGCGUCAUCAUGCGCUUCCCGAUAAUCACGAAUGGGACGGAAAGAGCUAUGAGCAUGAGAUCAGCUACGCCUAGGUAAGGUUCCUUCAUACUGAACUCGUUAUUGUCAUGACUCAAAUAUGUGGAAACUUCUGCUGUGUAUUUUUUCAAGUGAAUCAAGGCAAUGGAUGGUCGGUGUGAAAAGUUUUGAUGUCAUUAAAAAUAAUUGCUAACUCGAAUACUACUUCUAUAAAAAACUGCACAAUUAAUCUAGCAACUAAAUUCCGCGAUAAGAGGAAUCACAUUAAGAAUUAGUACAAACUUACGGCAACAUAUCGUAAUUUUUAAAAGUGUCUUUUUAAAAACAAAUUUAUACUUUUAUACGCAUGCAUAGUAAGUUCACAUUACAAUUUUAGGUUAAAUUGAAACUCAAACUAUUCCGUCCGAGUAGUAUUUAAAAAAUCAGGAGCACUAUUUACAAUGCUCAAAUAACCAAUAGUUUGUAAACAGUUUUAUAAACGCAUGUUUUACGCAAUGAAAACAUUUUCUAAUAAAUGAUACAAAUUUA